Molecule: messenger RNA, 552 nt
Organism: Adineta ricciae
Lineage: Eukaryota; Metazoa; Rotifera; Eurotatoria; Adinetida; Adinetidae
Source: the annotation of a GenBank genome assembly
AUGCUUGCUCAUUCUGUACAACGCGGUGGUCGCCAUCCAAUCGGUUAUGGAAGAGGAUUAACACCAAUUGAUUACAAAUGGAAAGCCCUUUGGCCAUCUCUUCUCUCUAGAAUUAUCGGUGCUUUAAUUGUAUUAUCUGGUCUACUCCUUUUCGUUCUCGAAAUUGCAUCUCUGGGUCUUCUCGGUAAAAUCGGAAUCACUCCUAGUCUCUAUGGAUGUGCUGUUGGAAUUUGGGCAGGAAUAUUCAUCAUGACAGCUGGUGUCCUCAUUCUUAUGAUCGCAUACAUGAAAUCUGUUCGUUUAUGGGCGUUGAUAGCGUUUUGUGCAACUGUUGCUGCGACUAUUUUUGCUAUCAUUGAUUUUUCGAUCGUUGCUGCAAGAGUUGCUGAUUUAAGAUCAGCAGGUGCGUUUGAUAGUAUUUUCACUGAUGUUAAAAGUGUUGCUGGACUCAACGGAGCACAACUUGCUUUUGGUCUUGUUGCUUUUCUUCUUUGUCUAGCUUUUAUUGGUCUUUAUGUUCACAUCUACAUGAAAAUUAGAAAAUACAGAUAG